Tupaia belangeri chinensis (Chinese tree shrew) is the source of this 1928-nucleotide messenger RNA. Its product is annotated as cytochrome P450 11B2, mitochondrial. The record is from RefSeq and is a predicted model, not a curated record. NCBI's taxonomy places the organism in Eukaryota, Metazoa, Chordata, Mammalia, Scandentia, Tupaiidae. The transcript has 9 exons. The coding region runs from base 25 to 1566 and encodes 513 amino acids. Gene Ontology annotation, molecular function: heme binding; iron ion binding; steroid 11-beta-monooxygenase activity. Gene Ontology annotation, biological process: aldosterone biosynthetic process; cellular response to peptide hormone stimulus; cholesterol metabolic process. Gene Ontology annotation, cellular component: mitochondrion; mitochondrial inner membrane.
AGCGUGGCUGGAGGUACCAUCACAAUGGCAUUCAGGGCAAAGGCAGGUGUGGGGAUGGUGGCAGGGUCCUGGCUGGCCCUGCCCAGGACACGGGCACUGGGCACCGGAGCCUCUAUGAGCCCCAAGGGAGUGCUGCCCUUUGAAGCCAUCCCCCAGUGUCCCCCCAACAAGUGGUUGAGGGUGCUGCAGAUCUGGAAGGAGCAGAGCUAUGAGAACCUUCACCUGGAGAUGCACCAGGCCUUCCAGGAGCUGGGGCCCAUCUUCAGGUGUGACGUAGGUGGGACACAAAGGGUGUCUGUGAUGCUGCCAGAGGACGCAGAGAAGUUGCAGAAGAUGGAGAGUCCACACCCCAUGCGAACACGACUGGAGCCCUGGGUGGCCUACCGACAGCAUCGUGGGCACCAAUGUGGCGUGUUCUUGCUGAAUGGACCUGAAUGGCGCUUCAACAGAACGAGGUUGAACCCAGAUGUUCUGUCGCCCAAGGCCGUCCAGAAGUACAUCCCCAUGGUGGAUACGGUGGCAAGGGACUUCUCAGAGGCCCUGAAGAAGAAGGUACUUCAGAAUGCCCGGGGAAGCCUGACCCAGGACGUCCAGCCCAGCAUCUUCAACUACAUCAUAGAAGCCAGCAACCUAACGCUCUUUGGAGAGCGGCUGGGCCUCUUUGACUCUAACCCGAGCUCGGACAGCCUGAACUUCAUCCGUGCCAUGGACGCCAUGUUCAGGUCCACAGUGCAGCUCAUGUUCAUGCCCAGGAGUCUGUCACGCUGGACAAGCACCAAGGUGUGGAAGGAGCACUUUGAGGCCUGGGACUACAUCUUCCACUAUGCUGGAAAGUGUAUUCAGAAAAUCUAUCAGGAAUUGGCUCUUGACUCCCCUCGCCGGUACAGUGGCAUCGUGGCGGAGCUGCUGCUGCAUGCAGACUUGUCACUGGAGGCCAUCAAGGCCAACUCUAUUGAACUCACAGCAGGGAGCGUGGACACGACGUCCUUCUCCCUGUUGAUGGCACUCUUUGAAUUGGCGAGGAACCCCGAUGUGCAGCAGGCCCUGCGGGAGGAGAGCCUGGCAGCUGCAGCCAAGAUCUCUGAGAGUCCUGGGAAGGCGACCACGGAGCUUCCCCUUCUGCGGGCAGCCCUCAAGGAGACCUUGAGGCUAUACCCGGUGGGUCCAUUUGUGGAGAGAAUGUUGAGCUCAGACCUGGUUCUGCAGAACUACCACGUCCCCGCUGGGACACUGGUCCAGGUGUCCCUCUACUCGCUGGGCCGGAACGCCGCCCUGUUCCCGAGGCCGGAGCACUACGACCCCCAGCGCUGGCUGCACCCCAGGGACCCCAGCAGGAGCUUCCACCACCUGGCCUUUGGGUUUGGCAUGCGCCAGUGCCUGGGGCGGCGCCUGGCAGAGGCUGAGAUGCUGCUGCUGCUGCACCACGUGCUGAAAGCCUUCCAGGUGGAGACCCUGUCUCAGGCGGAUGUAAAACUGGUGUACCAAUUCAUCUUGAGACCCAGCAGCCUCCCCCUCCUGACUUUCCGGGCUGUCAAUAGUCAGGCCUCCGAUUGGAAUUCCAGCUAAGUCACCAGCCUCUGUCCACUGUGACUCCAGGAUUCCCCUCAUCUUCCCAAGGGUCCUCCUUCUUGGGCCCACGUCUGUCCAGCCAGCCCCCUGCACAAAUGGAAUAGCUGAGGCCCUGCGGAUUUGGGUUGGGCCUGGCUGCGCUAAAGGCCAAGGUAGAGCUGGGCAUGAUCUUGGGGUCAGGAUCUGGCCUUUUCCCCAGCAAGAAUCCACUCCUUCUCCAACAAGGUGUGUCUUUUGAGGGUCUUAACCUCACUUCUGCCCAGUAGCUCCAGGCUCCUCACAGGGCCUUGUUAGAGCCCUGCAGUCCUGCCUUUUGGCUUCCUGUCCAUCUCCCAUCCCUCUGUGCCCUCUGCCUUCUC